AUGGUGGCCGGCGGUGUUUUCAAUGCAUACAUGCGGGCGAAAAGGAGGGUGAGGAUUGACAAGGUCAAAAGCUCCCUGUACCAGGACCUCUGGAAUGAAAACGCCGACACCAUACCGCAGUAUACUCGGGCGUUGACCAAGCUGGGCAUGAGAAUGACCGACAUCAAGAGCCACAUCGUAGAGGUGAGGGCUGUGCACAGCAGAGUUGCGGGUGUCAGCAUGAGGUACCUUCUGUCGGAAGGCUUUGCUCAGCUGGCCAGGCAGCGAACUGGCCAGUCAGACCCCAGCUUCAUGGACAUGAAAAGUGGCUUUUGGCUUACCGACAAUGCAAUAGGACGAGACCUGCGCUGCCCACGAGACGGUCGCCUGGGCUGUGCAUUGGUUGACUGGAUUCCACGAACAGAACGUCAUGAACAGACUCAUUUUAUGUCAUGGACAUGGCAGUACCGUUUAUCGCAGAUUACGAGUGCUCUGCGGAGCUACAGGCCAGAGGCGCCCCCGGAAGAGGUCUUCUUUUUCAUGUGCUUCUUCACGAACAACCAAUUCCGUAUCAUUGUAGAAGGGACCCAAGAGGGAAGCUCAGACCUGGAAGUCGUCUUCGAGACCAACCUGGUGCGGAUCGGAAGGAUGGUUGCAGUGCUCGACUCCUGGCAG
Molecule: messenger RNA, 654 nt
Organism: Symbiodinium necroappetens
Lineage: Eukaryota; Dinophyceae; Suessiales; Symbiodiniaceae
Source: the annotation of a GenBank genome assembly